Messenger RNA from Manihot esculenta (cassava), 1541 nucleotides. RefSeq names its product protein CUP-SHAPED COTYLEDON 3. Lineage: Eukaryota; Viridiplantae; Streptophyta; Magnoliopsida; Malpighiales; Euphorbiaceae. The transcript has 3 exons. Gene Ontology annotation, molecular function: DNA binding. Bases 154 to 1356 code for a protein of 400 amino acids. The record is from RefSeq and is a predicted model, not a curated record. Gene Ontology annotation, biological process: regulation of DNA-templated transcription.
AAACUCUCUCCCUUCGCCUCUCCUUCUCCUUCUGUUUCAGUGCUUAAAUUCCCUAUAUAUUACCCCUCAUUAUAACCCUUUUCUCUUCAUCCCUCACCAUUCUCUUCUCUUCUUUCUUCUACAAAAUCUAACUCCAUAUCCCUCUUCUGGAAAAUGUUGGCCAUGGAAGAGCUUUUGUUUGAGCUCAAUGGGGAAGAUCCAAACGACCAAGGUUUGCCUCCAGGCUUUAGAUUCCAUCCAACUGAUGAAGAGCUUAUAACCUUCUAUCUUGCUUCUAAGGUCUUUCAUGGGAGCUUUUGUGGAAUCGAAAUAGCUGAAGUUGACCUCAACAGAUGCGAGCCCUGGGAGCUUCCAGAUGUGGCAAAAAUGGGGGAUAGGGAAUGGUACUUCUUCAGCCUGAGGGACAGGAAGUACCCAACAGGGCUGAGAACAAAUAGAGCAACCGGAGCUGGGUACUGGAAGGCCACAGGCAAAGAUAGGGAAGUGUACAGUGCCUCAACUGGUGCAUUACUUGGCAUGAAAAAGACCCUCGUUUUCUACAAGGGCAGAGCUCCCAGAGGCGAGAAGACCAAGUGGGUCAUGCACGAGUACCGCUUGGACGGUGAUUUCUCCUACCGUCACACGUGCAAGGAGGAAUGGGUAAUUUGCAGGAUAUUUCACAAAACUGGGGAGAAGAAAAAUGGCCUGGUGCACGGGCAAGGCUUCGUCUUGGAAGUUUCGUCACCACCCAUAUCUUGUUCCUUGCCUCCAUUGCUUGAAGCCCCAUCGACGCUAUUAAAAUGCCAAGAUCAAGCUCCGACGGAGGUACUCCAAAAUCAUUUUCUGAUUCACCACCAAGAAGGUGAUCUGAAAAGUUUACUGCUGAGUUCCCUAGUCUUCCAAUCUAACAACAUAGUCUCAGUAAAUGAGUUAUUCCAACCCUCUUUUUCAGCAGCUUCUAUAACAAAGAACACUAGAGAAACAAACAAAAACGUACACACAGACACGAACACCAACGGCGCGUCACCAUCGAUGCUCUUCAAGUCCCCCGUCUCGCAUCAAGAUUGCACUUUGAAGGAACAAUCCAAUAUUCCAAAACAGUGCAAGACAGAGGCAAACUUUUCCUAUUUUCAACUGCCUGAUGCUAACAGUAAUAUGAACUGGGUGGAUAAGGUUCAUCCAAGCCCAUGCAUUCAAUAUCCCUUGUCUUGUGAGAUGGAUUGCAAUGUUUUGGGGAUCUCAGCAGCUGCUACUGAUUCAGACAUUACUGCCUAUGAGAUGUCCACUUCAAUUGCUUUCAACGGGGCCGGCUUUCAGAUGAUGAUGUUAGAUACUCCUAUCAGACACCCUGCAGAAUCUUGGCAAUUAGAUUCUUAAGAUCUUAGAGUGUCCAAACAGCUAGUGCCAUACUAGUUCAUAUGUAUACAGUAUAUCAUCUAUAUAAUGUAGCCCCUGUGUUCAUUAAUGUACUGCAGCAUAAUUAAAUGUAGUGCUCGGAGAUACGAACGUAUCUAUGUAGUAAUUUAAGGAUUUUUAGAGAUGUGUUUUUUUUGCUGUUGGGU